AUGACGGAUGCAGUGUACUGUCUGGAAUGCGCCGUUCAAAGCUACGACUGGGGAAAGCUGGGAAAUGAAAGUAAAGUGGCACACUUUGCCUCCAAGUUCACGGAUAUAAAUAAUGAUAAACCGUAUGCUGAGCUAUGGAUGGGAACUCACCCAAACGGCCCUAGCAAAAUUACAGGCACAAAUACUUUUCUCAAGGAGGCUAUAUCCUCCAACCCCACUCAGCAUCUCACUGCUGCCAUAGCCCAAAAUUACGACAAUGACCUUCCAUUCCUCUUCAAAGUUCUCUCUGUUCGUAAAGCGCUUUCCAUCCAAGCACAUCCCGACAAGAAACUCGGGAAAGAGUUACAUGAAAAGUACCCUACUAUAUAUAAAGACCCGAAUCACAAACCAGAAAUGGCGAUAGCAAUUACAGACUUUGAAGCAUUAUUCGGAUUUCGACCCUUAAACGAAGUCGCAUCAUGCCUUCACGAGUUUCCCGAAUUCGCCGCUCUUGUGGGCGAUGCGACAGUAAAAAAAUUUUUAGAUUCCGUUCGUGGUCAGAGUGAAACUACUUCACCCGAGGAAAUUACGAGUAACAAGGCGGUACUUAGAGAAUUGUUCGCUGCAGUUAUGAUGGCGGAUGCGAAUGUUGUAAAAGAGUCUGUGGACAAGAUGUCGCGGAGAGUGGAACGAGAACAGAGAGAGACGGGAGAUGAUGACUGUACAAAAGAGUUGAUUGUGAGAUUAAGUACUCAAUAUCCGGGUGAUGUUGGCGUAUUUGCAGUUUUAAUGUUGAAUUAUGUAAAACUAAACCCGGGGCAGGCUAUUUUCUUGGGUGCCAACGAGCCGCAUGCGUAUUUAUUUGGAGAUUGUGUCGAAUGCAUGGCUGCAAGCGACAAUGUAGUUCGUGCCGGCCUGACACCAAAAUUCAAAGAUGUACCUGUCUUGGUUAAUAUGCUGACGUACAACUACGGUCCCGCUGAUAAGCAGAUACUGUCUCCCAUUCGGCACUCAUCGACUACUGUCCUGUAUGAUCCACCCAUAGAAGAGUUUUCUGUAUUGCUUACCACACUGACGCGUGAGAAUGCGAGCGAGGAAUUUGAUCCGAUAAGUGGGCCAAGCGUAUUGAUUGUUACUGAGGGGACUGGCGUGAUGAUUGUCGAUAAUCAAGAGAGAAAGAAGGAAUUAUGGCCAGGUGGCGUAUAUUUUAUUGGGGCCGGAAUUAAAAUAAGAAUCGAUACGAAAGAUGGUCUUGUUGCUUAUCGAGCAUUAUGUACUGUUUGA
Messenger RNA from Paraglomus occultum, 1263 nucleotides. Lineage: Eukaryota; Fungi; Glomeromycota; Glomeromycetes; Paraglomerales; Paraglomeraceae. The record is from the annotation of a GenBank genome assembly.